This is a messenger RNA of Triticum aestivum (bread wheat), 1111 nucleotides long. RefSeq lists its product as uncharacterized. The coding region runs from base 105 to 455 and encodes 116 amino acids. Gene Ontology annotation, biological process: translation. NCBI's taxonomy places the organism in Eukaryota, Viridiplantae, Streptophyta, Magnoliopsida, Poales, Poaceae. The transcript is spliced from 2 exons. Gene Ontology annotation, cellular component: mitochondrion; large ribosomal subunit. The record is from RefSeq and is a predicted model, not a curated record. Gene Ontology annotation, molecular function: structural constituent of ribosome.
ACCAGCCCAACUCUCCCCACUCCGGCAAAAGGCAACAGAGGUCUAGGGUUCCGGCCGCCGGAGCAGAUCGCACCACACGGAGGAGCAGAGCCGCCAGAGGGGAGAUGAGCGGGAGCGCGUUCAACGCGUUCAAGUCGCGGGUGCCGGUGGCGUGGAGCCCGAAGCUGUACAUCACGCUGGUGCGCGGGCUCCCCGGGACGCGCAAGCUCCACCGCCGCACCCUGGAGGCCAUGCGCCUCCGCCGCUGCCACCGCACCGUCGAGCACCGCACCACGCCCUCCCUCCUCGGGAUGCUCACCCAGGUCAAGCGCCUCGUCGUCGUCGAGACCGAGGAGAUGUACAACGCGCGGAAGCAGGCCGACGAGCAGCGCCGCGCCCUCAGGCCCCCGCUCGUCGUCUCGCACGCCCCGCCGCCCAAGCCGGCCGCCGCCGCGCCGGAGGGCGCGGGCCAGUAGUCGCCUCCGGGCAUCAUAGUCAUCACAAGCUCUGGUCGCGUUGAUCAACGGAGCCGGGCGUUUCAUUUGCUGGGGGCAGCCUCUUGGCCUCUGAUUUCUAGUUCCUCUUUGUGUCGUCUUGCUCCAAAGAUUAUGUCUUCUUCUCAGUUCUUGUGAUCUGUUCAUUUUUUGAUUAGCGAAGCAGCCUUAAUCGGAGCAGAAAAUUGUUACAGCUUAGGUCCAACAUGGAAUACUGUUGAUUUGUUGGUUCCCUCCUCACCAGAGGGAUUACUAGCUUGGAUUUUAUUUUUUGUUUUAUUGCCAGGGUCGCAACAACUGUCUGGCUUAUUAAAAUCACAACAAUUUGGUAACAUUAGUCGUGGGAUUGGCAACUGAUGUUGAUGAUAGACAGAUGGUGGGAGUAGUAGGGAGUCAGGAUCAUCGUUAGUCACUGGAAAAUUUUCCUGUGAAAACAGACCGACGUUUUCUGGCUAAACACCACAGAAACAGAAUUUUUAUUUUGACAUUAUUAUCUGUCUGCUCUUUGAGUCUUUGGUCGUAAAUCAACAUUUUUAAUGUACAAUGCCGAAAUUGCGCUCACGAGACAAUUUCAGUGGUUGCAGAAUGCACUCUGUUCUAAGAGUGGUUUGUCCACAAUGCAAAUGAUAUUCCGUGUA